AUGCCUUUCAACAACAUGACACAGCUUUUUACUAAAAGAUGUUUGCUUUGGAUAAAACUAUCACUUGCCUCCCUCUUGAUGACUAGGCAAAGGAUGGAGGUUAGGGAUGGGAGUAAGGAUGACAGUACAGAAGGGGGUGGGGGUGACAGCACAGGUGGGGUAAUAUACCCACCUCAUAAUUACAUUAGGGAAACUCUCAAUGGUUCUCUCAUUCUAAAUGUUUGGCUUUCAAAAUUUGCACCAUGGUUUGGUUGGUUGGGGGUGGGAAGAGGAUGGGGAGUGUGGGGAAGUGUGACAUCUGGAGACAAGAUCUGCAUAGUCACUCCCCCAGAUAUUCCAGCUGUACAGUUUAAGGAGGGUCACACUUGCAUCCAACCUGUUCCAGGGAUGGUUGAAAUGCAAGAAGGAGUACCUUAUGUAGCUUUGGUCAAUGGCAAUAAUGCCAAGGCUGUAAUGUAUCCAGAGGGGAAACCUAUCUGGGCAUUUGUCAAGAAGCUUCAAAAUCAGAUAUGGGGGAGAGCAGCAAUCCCCUUGAGCAUUUCAAAAGAAGAGUGGGAAGUGUUCAAACAUAUUAUGAUGGAAAAUAAUGUGUUUUCAUUUGGCAGACUUGAGCUGGGAGCAGUUGGUUGCCAGAUGAACAUCUCUGAGUGUUUGAGUGGUGAAGAACUAGUAAAGGCUAUAGGAGACCUUCAUGCUAAGGAUAACCCAUUAACAUUUACCUUGGUAACUAUAUUGCUGCACAUACCACCUGGGAUUUACACUGACAUUGACAACUAUGACAGAAUAAGUGUCACUAAUGAGGUCAUUACUAACUGGAACCUUUCUGGUCUGGUUAAUAAUGUUGUUUAUAUAAGCUACAUCCAAAAAGGUUCACUGAGAUGCACUAUUCAAGGAGUUUCUACUGAUGUUUAUUUAACAAGUUCCUGCAGAGGCACCAUCCAGCAGGCUUUUGCUCCUGGGUCACUAUAUUUUGGCAAUCAAACUAGGAUGGAGACUACCAAAGCCAGAGAUUACAGUUACCUUAACUAUCUCCAACAUGGAAGACUCACACUUAGGCCAUCAUUUGAGAACUAUGUUGCACUAGAGCUUGCUUGCAUGGUGUGGAAUGGCAAAGUCAAGGUCAGAAUGGAUCUGGGUUAUCUCUUAGCAACUGUCCAGGACCCUAAUAGAACCAGGCAAAUAUGUCCUCCAAUUUAUCCCAUUGCACAAGCUAAACAGCUCUGGUACAAUCAUAUAAGAUAUCUUCAUAUGCAAUCAGUUGUUUUUGGGUAUUCAAUCAACUUGGUGAAGGAGGACUUACAGUGUUUCUGUAACUCUUCUCAGGCAGUGAAUGAAAAAAGGAAAAGAGAGGUCGAGGCCUAUAAAUAUGAUGAGGGGGAGGAGCUGGAGGUAGAGGCAGAGGCAGAGGCAGAUAAUGACCAGAACUGGAGGGAUGAGGAUAAUAACUGUGAGGACCAGAGACCAGUGAAACAGCUCACCAAUGAACCAUAG
Messenger RNA from Suillus paluster, 1491 nucleotides. RefSeq lists its product as uncharacterized. The transcript is spliced from 9 exons. Bases 1 to 1491 code for a protein of 496 amino acids. The record is from RefSeq and is a predicted model, not a curated record. Lineage: Eukaryota; Fungi; Basidiomycota; Agaricomycetes; Boletales; Suillaceae.